Schistosoma bovis is the source of this 2877-nucleotide messenger RNA. The record is from the annotation of a GenBank genome assembly. NCBI's taxonomy places the organism in Eukaryota, Metazoa, Platyhelminthes, Trematoda, Strigeidida, Schistosomatidae.
ACUGAAGACUGAGGGUUAUGUUUCUGGCGCCGAAAUCUGGCUACUAUGAAUCUCAAGGUCUUCGGGCUCAUGGUUGUUAAGCUCGCUCAUUUUAAAUCCGAAUUCCUAGUACGCAAAUAUUUUAAUAUGUGCCAUUUUGUGUAGAUACUAAACGGUGGUCAUAAUUAAAAGGUUAUCGACACAACGGCUGAAGCAUGUGGUUUGUAUAAUUACUAGAGGUGAAGGCUUUACUGCUGAGUUACGAGCCUGUCUUUUGUUCGAACAAUGAGUUAGUAGUACCUUCGACUUCUAUGUGUUUAGCUCAAAAUACAAACUAAAAAUGGGAAACUUUUGUGCUUGUUGUGCUUGGAAGUCUCAUGACAAACCGAUGGGUGAAACAAAUGUCAUCAAUUAUGGAUCUGCCGUUCCUAAUCAUGUUGGCCAUGUAGGAAAAUCACAAUCAGGUUGCCACUCAGAAUGUGCCAAGGAUGGUUUAUCUGGUUAUCGUUCUUUAUCAAAUGAUCCUUCACAUUUAAAUAAUUCUUAUCCUUAUCAUCGUUCAGAUAGUCGCAUUUCUAGAGCAGGGCACAAUGGUCCAGCUUCUCUGGGAGAUAUGCAAGGGGUGAGAGACUUUUCUUAUCGAACACAAGGGGACUUUGGUAUGAGCGUCGAACCUUCAGACUUCAUGCUUUCCUCAGUGUACACACAAUCAAGCACUUCAAACUUGCAGCAUAUCUCAGAGAGAGAACCAGAUGAUACUGAGGCUGAUCCAUCUUUAAAUCCAACUAAAAGAACAUUAUUUAUGCAACGUUCAAGUAAAGACAUUGAAAGAAAACUUCGUGAAAUUCGAACUAAAUAUGAUCGUAAUGUUCCACGAACUCGUCAAAAUACCAUUCCUGUACUUUAUCGUUCCAGUUCUACAUCAACUAUAUGGCUGCAUGAUUCAACUGUAACUAGACCAGAUCCUAAAUCCACUGUUCGCGCAUUAGCUCAGGCAAUUUAUUUACAGAUUAAGCAUAGAAAUCAUAAAAUUGCUUGUGAUCCUAUGAUUGAAAUAUUCGAUGAAUCUUUACAUCCUAUACAGAAUGAGCCAGUUCCUUUCGAUUAUGCUACACGUGAUCCAGAUUUGAAAACAGUAUAUCGGUUCAUUCGUAAUUUAUUCCAAAUGGCCCAGCUUUCUCCAGAAUGUGCAAUUGUUACUAUGGUUUACUUGGAACGUCUUUUGACUAGUGCUGAGACAGAAUUGACACCAAGUUCUUGGAAAAGAAUAGUUUUAUGCGCUAUAGUACUGGCUAGUAAAGUAUGGGAUGACCAAGCUGUUUGGAAUGUAGAUUAUUGUCAAAUUUUAAAAGAUAUGCAAGUUGAUGAUGUAAAUGAAUUAGAAAGACGAUUUUUGGAAAUAAUUCAAUUCAAUAUUAAUGUACCUAGUUCAGUUUAUGCGAAAUAUUAUUUUGAUAUUAGAUCAUUAUGUGGACCUAGUUAUCAGCCAACGUUAUUAUCUACCGAUCGUGCCUAUAAACUUGAGGCAUUUUCACGAGUAAUGGACGAUCAAUUUCAUGAUCUUGUUCAAAAAUGUCUUACCAAGAAAAAAUGGGGUAGUUUGGAUAGCUUAACAUCUUCACCUUCAUUUCGACGUGCCAUUAUAUCUUGAAAUAGCUGUAUCAACCGGAUUUGUUUUUCUUUACAUUCUGCACUAACGUGACAAUUUAAUUAUUGGCUGGUUUUAUUUACCAUUUUCGGACCUCCUAAUAUCCGUCCUACAUUAAUAUUCUAUUGAGAACAUCAUUAUUGACUAAUUUUUUUUUAAAGUACAUACACACCAAACUCUCCAGUGUCUCAUAUGCAUACAUUUUGUAAUCUAAUUGAUCUCAAUUUAUUUCUUCAACUAACAGACAAACGAAUUGCAUUUGUGUAUAGUAAUUCACACGUAUAAAUCAUUUGUUGAAUUACAAAGAAUUUCUGCUUCACAAGGAACAUUAAUACAAAUUAUUAGUGUUCAGUAUAUAUACAUAGUAUGCAUGCUUUUAAUAACAAUGUAAUAUUUGCCCAUUUCUAUUCCAUUUAUUGGUCUUACUUAUUAAUAUUGCUCAAAGUUCUUUUUAUAAAUUUUGGUUGUCUUUCAACACAAAUUUUUAGUUUAACCUAUGUAUGUGUGCAUAUUCUCAUUUCGAAUUAAUGUGGCUUUUGUUUGUUUGUAUUUUUAAAAAUUUCUGUUCAUUUUUAUUUGUUGUAUGCAUUUUCCUCAUUUUAUUUCUUUUGUUGCUGUCUUUUAAUGAGAAGAUAAUGUGUAGGCAAUAUAUAUAUAAACCAGUGAAACAUUCAAGGGAUAAGCGUUGUUGUCACCACCAAGUUGGUUGUACUUUUUUUUCAUACAAAAACUAAUGAAAAUUGUCAGAGCAUUUUCUUCCUUCUCCAUUCUCAAGAUAGUUGUUUAUGUGUAGUAGUGUUAGUUGGUGCAAUCUUAUUGUUUUAUAAACAUAUUUCUUCUACAUCCUACUACACGAUUAAAUAAUCUCUCUAUGUUGUGACGAUCCUGAUAUUAUUAUAUAAAAAAUAUGUAUAUGUAUCGCAUCCUCUCCUAUUUUUCUCUUAUAAUAAUAUUUGAUAUAUAUAUAUAUAUAUAUAUAUAUAUAUAUAUAUAUCGGUUAAUAAAACAAAAUACCAUCAUAACAAUUUAUUUAACUGGAUGUACACCUCUCGAAAUCUUUUUUUUUAAAAAGUGUUUGAUCAAAUUUACAUCAGUAACCCAUAAAUUCACUCCACUUGGAUAUAACUGCUUUUGACAUUCGAUUUUGUUUCUAAAACCAUUAUGCUCACAAUUAAAAAAGUACAUGUGAAUAUAUCAUUUUUGUUGUGUUUUAAUUUCUAAAAAGUUUUUGUAUACAGAAUACGUAAUAG